CCUGCGCGGGCUGCUGAUUGGGCGGCCGCCGUCGGGCCGGGAACGCCCUGCCUGCCUGCCUGCCUGCCUGCCUGCCAGCCGGGCCCGUCAGCUGCCGCGCCUUUGAACUUCCUUCCUUCUCCUCGUCCCUGGCCAGCCGAGCCGAGCCGGGCGGGCUCCUUCGCCAGGACAGCGGAGCAGGAGUUCGAUCCCCGGGGGCAGCCGUCUGGAUAGCCUCGCCUGCGUUGGCCCGGCCGUCUGUGCUCUGCUGCUCAGGGAGCGACCGGCAUGAUCAGCUGAGAGGCGGCUGCUCUCCUGGGCAGGAGGAGGCAGGGGACGCGGCGGGGCCAGGUGAGACGGGCAGGGGCUGCGCGUGGCGGAGGGAGGCUGCUCGGGGAAGCGCCAUGUCGAAGCCCACGGACCACAUCAAGCGGCCCAUGAACGCCUUCAUGGUGUGGUCGCGGGGCCAGCGGCGCAAGAUGGCCCAGGAGAACCCCAAGAUGCACAACUCGGAGAUCUCCAAGCGCCUGGGCGCCGAGUGGAAGCUGCUCUCGGAGGCCGAGAAGCGCCCCUACAUCGACGAGGCCAAGCGGCUGCGCGCCCAGCACAUGAAGGAGCACCCCGACUACAAAUACCGGCCCCGCCGCAAGCCCAAGAACCUGCUCAAGAAGGACAGACACCACAUCUCUUACUGCAUUAUUCCUUUCGAAACAAUCACAGAACUACCUUUGCAAACCAGGGCUCUGCCCCUCUUGCUUGGCCUGGGUGUGUGGAAGCUAACCUCUGGGACCUUCCUCCAUGGAACCUUCUUACAUCUUCUUGACCUGCUCCGUGAAGUUUAGAGCCUUGGACCUCACCUCAAACGUGGGAGUUCUACCCAAAACAUUGCAGAUAAAAUCAACCGCAUCAUCCAACGUUUUAACUUAGAAGUGGACAAACAAACCAAUUGGACCCCUACCUUCCAGCUUUUCUUCCUGUCAGAUUGCUGCUAUUCACCAAAGAAAGAUGGCCAUCUAUUUUUAACAAUUCUAGAGUAUAUCCUUUGUCGGCAUAACCCUGCAAUUGUCCAAGGCAUCUUUGCACUAUGCUUACAAGGAGAGGAGUGCAGAAAUCUAUUCCAGGAAAUACGUAGAUGAUACUGACAUUGUCCAAAGUCUGUUACCAUCUGGGAUUUUCAAGAAGGAAUAUGUAUUGAUGUACUAGCUGUGAAAUAUCAGAAUUGUCCUAUUUCUCUGAAUGUAUACAUAACAGAGAUGUGCAUUUGGAUGCUUUCUAACCUAAAUCUGAAACAGAUCUUUUUCUUCAUAAAAAAUAUGCUGCCAAUAAAAUAUUUUUCAGACA
Molecule: messenger RNA, 1320 nt
Organism: Sphaerodactylus townsendi
Lineage: Eukaryota; Metazoa; Chordata; Lepidosauria; Squamata; Sphaerodactylidae
Gene: SOX14
Product: SRY-box transcription factor 14
Exons: 6
Coding region: 384-821 (145 amino acids)
Biological process (GO): negative regulation of transcription by RNA polymerase II; cell differentiation; anatomical structure morphogenesis
Molecular function (GO): RNA polymerase II cis-regulatory region sequence-specific DNA binding; DNA-binding transcription factor activity, RNA polymerase II-specific
Source: RefSeq, a predicted model, not a curated record